Molecule: messenger RNA, 10290 nt
Organism: Aethalodelphis obliquidens (Pacific white-sided dolphin)
Lineage: Eukaryota; Metazoa; Chordata; Mammalia; Artiodactyla; Delphinidae
Gene: NEURL1B
Product: neuralized E3 ubiquitin protein ligase 1B
Exons: 5
Coding region: 3530-5212 (560 amino acids)
Biological process (GO): ubiquitin-dependent endocytosis
Cellular component (GO): early endosome
Molecular function (GO): ubiquitin protein ligase activity
Source: RefSeq, a predicted model, not a curated record
GGAAUCCCAGGAGAGAUGGUGGAAAGGGCACUGGUUUUGGAGGUAGUCUCAUGUUCAAACCUCAGUUCUCCUCUAUGUAAGCUAAGUGACCCUGGGCAAGUCACUUGCCCUCUCUGAACCUUCAUUUCCCAUCUCUAGGAUGGGGAGAAUGAUGGCGACCCCCCUCAUGGGGUUGUGAUGAGGAAUAAAUAGGAAACUCCAUGAGAAGUCUGAGCCAACAUGAGAUGGGGGCUCUUUAAAUGCGCAUGUCUCACCCUCUUUGCCAGAGGGGAUGUUGGAUUCCUUGAAGGCAAGGAAUCUGUGCUCUUGAAAUUGAUGAAAAGGAGAGGAGCAAUAGGACCAAAGAGUCCUGCUGGGUCUCACCUCUCAAAUGCCUGCAGUAGAUUCCUAAAGUACUGGCUGGCUGGCUAGGGAAGCAAUUCCACAUAAUGGUUAAGUGUGUGCAUGGCUUUGGAUUCAGAUCUGAGUGAAAUCCUGACCCAGCUGUUUGCCUGCGCCAUGACCUUGGGCCCUCCCCUCCUCAUCUGGGCCUAAUGUCCUCAUCUGGGGAAUGGGUUCGUGAGGAUGUAGAGAGGCCCCAGUGAGCCAACAACUCUCAGAUCAUCAGAGCUUAGGACGUAUGAUGUGGAGAUUCUUAUCAGGACUCCUGAAUUUGCAUUUCCAGCAUUCAUCCUUUACUUCUUGGGUCAGGGGCAGAAGCCCAUGCAGACUUCCUGCAGGCAUCCUCAGUCUAUACUCACUGGCUUUUGGGAGCCCUCAGACAUUUGGAGAAAGGCCAGUCUGACAGAUGAGGGGGAGAGGAAAAAGAAAGCUGGAUCUUUGGAGAAGGAAGGAGAGUGGGAGGGGCACCCUUGAGUCACUUCUCUGUGGGCCUCAAAGCCAAACAUGGCAGGGAAGGAAUCUACUUUAGUUGAGGACCUACUGUGUGCCAGACUCUGUUCCUUCCCUGUAGGGAUAACUUCUACACUUUGCCCAAAGCACCCAUCGCAGCUUCUUCCUAGCCUUGGGAGCCAGGCUGGUAUGGUUCGAAUGCUAACUCCGCCACUUCCUGGCUGUGUGGCCUUGGGCAGCUCUCCCAGCCUAUCUGAGCCUCCCUUCCUCACCAGCAGUGGGUCUGGUAGCAGUCACCUCCUUCAGCACUGUCAGGAGGAUCCCAGGAAGUCUGGUGGGUGGAGGGCCAGCCCCAGGCUCCGGAUGGCCCCCUGGGAGGUCUGCCUCUCUGAUCAUGCCCCACCUCCAAUCCCCUUUUAAACCUUGGGGACAUUAGGCUCUGGGGUUCCAUCCCCCUGCUAUAAUCUGCCACUGCGUUCCUUUUCUUAGAUGUUGCUUGCUGUUCAUCCCAAGUUCUGCCAACCUGUGGCCUUUGAGUUGCUCGAAACAGGCUGAUGGAUGACAUCCACCACCACACCUGCCCCUCUCUGAGACCAAGCCAGGGCCUCGCUCCACCUCUGUCCCAGAAGGUGGCUUAUGCCUCUUGUACAUAGCCUACUUUUUUCUCGUAGGUCGGGGGUAAGCGAGAGACCUUGGGAGGGAUGAGGCAUGAAACAGGAAGGAUGCAACCUUCAGUGUCAGACGGGACCAGAUUCAAAAACAGGCACUGGCCUCACAGGCUGGGUGGUCUCUGGCCAGGACGUCCGCCUCUCUGGGCCUCAGUUUCUUCACUUGGAAGCCACCUGGCAGGGUGCGGCCACGAGUGAAUGGGCCGUGUGGUGAGCCCCCGGCACACACUGGGAGUGCCACAGAGGUGGGACCCUCGGGGCCAGCAAACACCACCCAGCCGUGGGGUUUGUGAAGAGCAUUUCCUCAGCUCCAGAGGUGAGAACAGUUGGUGUUCUAGGAGAGUUUCCAGCUGCUUUUGAGCCUGAAAAGCAGGGCCAGUGGACCUAUUGUUUCAAAAUUGGGACAGGGGCCCUGAAGGUGCCCAUCUAGGGCUGAGGAGAGUGAACAGCCAGGCUUCUGGGCCCCACCCAGGCUGGGGGAGUGGCUGCUAUCAGGGCAAAGAGAAGGAGAACGCUGGCCCAUCAGCUGGCUUAGCAGGCAGCUGCCAGCAGCUACCUGGAGGAGAGGCAGGUGCCAAGGGACAGGACUGUGCCAGCGGUUAGAAGCUGCGUUUGAAACCUGGACUGGUUUUCCCGCUCCAGCUGUGCCGGAUCAUUUUGAUAGGCAGGGAAGAAAGGAACGGGCAGUUUCUAUGGGAAGACCCAGGACUUGAAUCUCAUUUUUCAGAGAGACGGAUCCUCAGAGGCUCUUUCCCUUCUCCGAACCCUUCAGGGGCCCCCAGAGCCUUCUUGAGGACCUUAACCUCCUCUGCUAGGCCUUUAAGACCCUUUGUGUGUAGCUCCUGACUCCCUCUCCACCCUCCCCUUUCCCUCCUACGCUCUAGUCCCUGCAGUUCCCCAAGCGCGCUCGGCUUGUUCUCGCCUCCAGGCCUUUGCCUGUGCUGUUCCCUCUGCCUGAAACACGGUUCCCCACCCUUUAUCAUGCCCCACCCCCAGCCAUUUCUUCCUCAGACUGCAGAGUGGCCCCUCUGAGAAGCAUCCCCAUGGCCCCAGCCCUCUGUGCUGACCACCCUGUGCAGUCAUGGUGUCUUGUGUCCAUGCCCCCUGCUGAUCUCUCAGCUCUGGGGUCAGGGACUGUGUGUGCCUCCUCAGUGUGUGCGUCCCUGCAGCCAGUGCGGCCCUGGCAUGGAGCAGAUGCUCCUUAAAUGUCAGAUGAAGGAGGAAGUGAGGUACUUGAAAAAGAAUGAGGGCACGUUCCCCCCCACCCUCUGCAGCAGUGGGGUCCUAACCCUGGGAGCCGGCGCUUCUGAAGUUGGAGCUUCCUGGGUCCCUUUAUCAAGAAGAGACCUCGACCGAGGGGCCCAGCAGAGGGUCGGAGCCGGCUUGGGAAUCCCAGCUCUGCUGAACACGCUUGGAAGGGGCGUUGGGAUGACCUCACUCCCUGGGAACUCAGUGCAUCUGAGCCCACUUGAGCCAAGAGGGCUGCCACUUAGACCUGGAAGGAGAGGGCUUUUCUCCCAACGAGCAGUGUCGCGUGACCUCCGGCCUCCCCCCUGGGCCUCCUUGCAGCUGCUGACAGGAGUGUUGUGCCUUUCCGGCUGCACUGUGCUGACCGGGUUCUGUUUGCAGAGAAUAGGAGCAGGGAGGAGCCUGGUGGCGGUUUCCAAGUGUGGGCUGGCCCCUUUCCACCCUGGGUGCUGGCCGACCAGGCCUCUGAAACAGAGAACAAAGUCCUGUUAGGCUGGAGUCCGUCUGCUGGGUGCAUGUCACUGCCCUUUUUGGCAGAGGUGAAGGAGGCUUGGUUAUUUUUUUCUAAUCCACUUUCAAACCCACCAAUAGAAAAGUUACUUUCUGUUGCCAAAGGAGACUGAUAUCCCCGCCCUGCUUUGGGUGACGGGAAGCCUUGCCAAACGCCAGCCUUGCCUUUUCCUCUCUAAAGCCCGCGUGCGCGCGCACGUGCGCCCUGUUGCCUCCUACCUCUGUCACUUGAAACAGAGACUUGUUACUGAAGGUCCACAGUCUGAGGUUGGAUGUUGUGCGGGUUCAGAAAGCCCCUGAAGUUGUACAUCAGAUUGUACUCGAGCCCGCCCGCGCGCCUCCUGGCCACCCGGCCUUGCUGCGGCCCUGGCCCGGAGCGGCGCCCGGUCCUGGGCGAAGCGCCGCGUUUCCAUGCACAGGCCAAAGGCAAGAACGUGCGGCUGGACGGCCACUCGCGCCGGGCCACGCGGCGCAACAGCUUCUGCAACGGGGUCACGUUCACGCAGCGGCCCAUCCGGCUAUACGAGCAGGUGCGGCUGCGCCUGGUGGCCGUGCGCCCGGGCUGGAGCGGGGCACUGCGCUUCGGCUUCACGGCGCACGACCCGUCGCUCAUGAGCGCCCAGGACAUCCCCAAGUAUGCCUGUCCUGACCUGGUCACGCGGCCCGGUUACUGGGCCAAGGCGCUGCCCGAGAACCUGGCGCUGCGCGACACUGUGCUGGCCUACUGGGCGGACCGCCACGGCCGUGUCUUCUACAGCGUCAACGACGGCGAGCCCGUGCUCUUCCACUGCGGUGUGGCCGUGAGCGGCCCUCUCUGGGCGCUCAUCGACGUCUACGGCAUCACCGACGAGGUGCAGCUCCUCGAGAGCGGGUUCGCCGACACGCUGACGCCCGCGCGCCUCGGCCAGGCCCGCUUCAGCGCCUGCCUGCCGCCCAGCAGCCACGACGCGGCUAACUUCGACAACAACGAGCUGGAGAACAACCAGGUGGUGGCCAAGCUGGGGCACCUGGCGCUGGGCCGCGCCCCGGGCCCGCCGCUCGCCGACCACGCGGCCGCCGCCAUCCCGUGCGGGCCCCGCGAACGCCCGCGGCCCUCGUCGUCGCCGGCGCUGCUAGAAGCCGACCUGCGCUUCCACGCGACGCGCGGGCCCGACGUGAGCCUGUCGCUCGACCGCAAGGUGGCCUGCGCGCCGCGGCCCGACGGCGGUCGCACGCUUGUCUUCUCCGAGCGCCCGCUGCGGCCCGGCGAGAGCCUCUUCGUGGAGGUGGGCCGCCCGGGGCUGGCGGCGCCCGGUGCGCUGGCCUUCGGCAUCACGUCAUGCGACCCGGGCGGGCUCCGGGCCGCCGAGCUGCCCACCGACCCCUACGCGCUGCUCGACCGCAAAGAGUACUGGGUGGUGGCGCGCGCCGGGCCCGUGCCAAGCGGAGGCGACGCGCUCAGCUUCACUCUGCGGCCCGGCGGCGACGUGCUCCUGGGCGUCAAUGGGCGCCCGCGCGACCGCCUGCUGUGCGUCGACACCACGCAGGCGCUCUGGGCCUUCUUCGCCGUGAGCGGCGGUGCCGCAGGCCAGCUGCGCCUCCUCGGCACCCUGCAGUCCAGCCCAGCAACCACGUCCCCAUCAGGAUCCCUCAGCGGCUCCCAGGACGAUAGCGAUUCCGACAUGGCCUUCAGUGUCAACCAGUCCUCCUCGGCAUCUGAAUCAUCCCUGGUGACGGCCCCCAGCUCCCCACUGAGCCCACCAGUGUCCCCCGUGUUCUCCCCACCAGAGCUGGUGGGCAGCAAGAACAGCGAGUGCGCGGUGUGCUUCGAUGGCGAGGUGGACACAGUCAUCUACACGUGUGGACACAUGUGCCUGUGCCACGGCUGCGGCCUGCGGCUCAAGAGGCAGGCCCGGGCCUGCUGCCCCAUCUGCCGGCGGCCCAUCAAGGACGUCAUUAAGAUCUACAGGCCGUAGCCUGGCCCGCCGACGGCCUUGACCAGAGCAAGGUCACCUUUCUGAAGCCCACCCCUACCCCGGGCCGGGCAACCACCAUGGCCGCCGGGGAGUCCAAGGGCAGCAGCUAUCUUGCCUGCCACUCUCCAGGGGUGGGCAAGGCGUGACAGUCGUGGACAUGAGGCCCCCAGGGGUCUCAGUCCAAGUGAGGGUUGCUUCUGGCUCGAAAGUGCUUUGCCCCCAAAAGGCCGUCCCAAGAGCGAGCUCAGGAACUGCCUGGCAGACUGCCCUGUCCCCCGGUGACCUCUCAGCUGAGAAAUGGCGUCCUCUGUGCAAUGCCUUUUGCUGGCGUUGGGUUGAGUGUGUGAGAGAUGGAGAGGGGAGGGAGACAGUCCAGAGAGGGCGAGUGUGUGAGAAUGACCUAGAGAGCACGUGUAGGUAUUUAUCCAGGGAUCCUGGCUCUAGGAGGUUAUUUAACACUAAGGAAUGUGCAAUCCGGAGCCCAGACGGUAGCGUGACUAGAAGUUGUUCACUUUACAGGGCUGUGACGUCAGCUGGUUUUGAAUGUACAAAGCCUGCACCUAAACAGAACUCCCUCAGGUGGUAUAGAAAAGGGACACUCAGAUUUUCUAAGGCGAGGAAAAAAUAGCUCCUUGUUUACAGCUCCAAAGCGGCAACUCCUUGGGGAGUAGUUGGGCGGAGAACAUAAGAGAACAAUUUGCUUUUUCAGUUUCUAACUCAGUCUUGGAGAGGAGUUUUGACUGGGUGCUGGGGCCAGAGCUCUGGGCAGUGUCUUCUCCAGAAGGCUUGUCACCCCUUCAGCCCCAGACAGCCUGAUUACAAGCACACCACCCCUUGACUCCAUCCCUACCUGCUUUUAGUCUAUAGCAUCCUCACCAUCUCCAAGGAGAAGACAAGCAACAGGUUCCCUUUUCCUGGGGGGGGGCGGGGGGAAGAAUCCUAGAUGCCGGUGAGCCACCUGGGGUUGGAAAGGGUCACUCCGAAGCUCUCCACAUUUCCUGCUGAAAUACGGGGCCUGGCAUUUGCCAACGGCUGUGGGCAUCACCAGGAUGACCUGCUGGCCAAGUAGGGGAAGGAAGCAGGGCUUUGCAACCGGAAGAUGUUAACUGAUCAUUAGGAUGUUAACUAGGAACUGAGACACUCGCUGAAAAUGCUGACACUGGGACUAUCCCCCUCCCCAGGGUUAUUUGCUGGGCAUUUCCUGGGACCCUGGCCCUGCCCCAACCCCCUCCCCCCUGCCUGGGCCCAUCUCUGCAGACUCCCGGACCACACCUGAGCUGAUGGGCUGGGAGGCCUGCAAUUCCCUUCUGGGCCCCACCUCUGCCCUGUCUUGUGCUGUACCUUUAGGGAGGUCCCUGGGCCUCUCUGUUUCUCAGUUCCCGAUCUGUCCAAGAGGAAGCCUGGUACCUGCCCACUCCAGAGCUUUUGGCAGGACUGGCACAUUUUAAAAGGCCCAAGACACCUUGCAAAGAGCAGGUAUUGUUUUUAGUCCAAUUCCUAAUCUGUUCCUCUGUUGAGGGAAGUGGGGAAGGGAGGACAUUCAGAGUUUUUGCCUUCAUGUAACAAGUGUUGGUUGCGUGUCUGGGGUCCCCCUCAUCAGAUCAAGGCCCAUAAGGCCAGUCAGUCCGUGCCCUUGUGAUGCUCCAGGUCUUAGACCAUCUGCUUCUCCUCUGCCUGGUAUUCGGACCUGAUCUCAACUUCAGAAGCCCUACUCUUGCCCCUUCAAGGAUCCCUGAUUAGUUCUUUUUCCCUUAUGAACUUGGGAAACAUGCCCAGGUUUUAAUUUUGCAGCAGAAUCUUUAGGGGAGUGACUGGCACCCCAGCAUUUGCCAAGAUAAGAGUUUGCAAACCUAGGCGGCGCGCGGCACCCAGCUGAAGUUGGUCCGCUGGAGCCUUCUAUUUCCCCCGCGUGCUGGGUGUGGGCAAGGCCACGCACAGGCCCCCUGUGAGAGGGCUAGUCACCCACAGGACCGUGGUUCUCCAGGCAGCAGCUCCACUGACUGGAUUGAGCCAUAGUCGCAAGCCCCGGUGGUCUCGGCGGCCUGGGGGAGCCAGCUCCUCUCUCUUGUCCCCUCGGGUUCCAGCCAGGGUCAGUGCAACCACUGCCAGGAAUCCAGGGAUCGAGGGCCUGGACCCAGGGUGGACCAGGCCAUGUGCCUGGUGACCUAUUACCUGGGAAGAAGGGAGCUGGUGGCCUGUUUAACAUGCUCUGCAGCUGCUAUAAAUAGCCUCCCUGUUUCCAAGAGGAAUUAAGGGUGUGUUUAUCUUCUAAAAACCAGACAUUUCCUGAUGCUCGAAACUGAUUUCUUCAGCGCUGCAGAGGAGCUGCCCACACCGCCCUCUAGGUUCUGUCUGGAGAGGGGGCAGGAGGAAGAGGGAAGGGAACCCCUCUCCUUUAUUUGGCAUCACUGUGUGCCUGGCACUGGGCUGGAGAGGUGCAUCCCCAUGUCAGUCCUGUGAGGGAGGUCUUAGUACCAUAUUGAGUCGUAUCAAAGACACCACUGAUGACAAAACACACCAUUCUAUGUACCACUAAGGGAAAAACACUGCCGAUUUCAACUGUAAGGUGCCACAGCUAUUCGAUUCAUUUUACUCCAACAUAAGUGGAGAAGCUGUGCUCCUAGAAUCAGUGAAAUACGAUAUUAUCCCCAGUUGGCAGGUAAGAGAACUAAGGUGCUGGAAGUGAAGCAGGAGGUGACAGGACUGGGCUUCAAACCCAGGAGCGCGUGAUGCCAAAACCCACGCUCUCCGCUGCUUGGCCCUGAGCCCAGAAAGCUCGAGACUGCUUGAGUUUUCUUCCUUGAAGCUCACCUGGGCAGCGCCUGGAGAGAGCUGGGCACCCGCCCCUGUGUGAGGGUUCCAGCCCCAGACUGCGGCCCCUGUGCCGCCCGGAACCCUGGGAGCACAAGUGUCCUUCCUUUCAGGCUUAUCUGCCUACUGUCCACCUUCUCCCGGCAGAGCUGAGCCACGUGUGAGCUUGGGUCCAACCCAAGGGCCUCCUCCUGUUACGUGGGGGUGCCCACCAGGGGCAACUUCGGGGAGACACUUGUCCCACCACCUUCCUGGGCCUCAUGACCACCACCCCCCUAAGUAGGGCCCCCAGCGCAAGGACAGGAAGACCAGAGGAUACCCCCAUUGUUGUGGUCUGGUGCCUGUUCAUGCUGAACCGCCAGAGAAAUUGAGCUGUUUCCAAGUCGAGACAAACUCCUUUUUCCAGCCCAUUCUCAGAACUGGGAGUCUUCUGGGAUUUAGCUACCCAGGGCAGCUGCUCCCCUAAGUACAGCAAUGCUUUGUCAGUCAUCCGACAACCACUGGUCAGCGUGGCCUGUGUUCUGGACAAAGGGAUGGGAACCGGGUCUAAAGACAAGGCCUGCAGGGAGCUCGCAGUCCAGAGCAGGAGGUGGGCAGAUUUGUAAACUUGUAUUGGACCCAUCUAGUGCUGGGUCCUGUGGUAGCACUUAGUAGGUACUCAUUAAAGAUUUACUGAGUAAAUCAGAAAUCAGGUUAUGAGUCUUCAGGGUUUGGUAAAACAUCAUGUAUACAUGCACACAAAGUCAUUCAACAGACAUUUGCUGAGUGCCCACCAGGCGUGGGGUGCUGGGAGGACGGAGCUGAGCGGAUAGGACCCCAGCUCUGACGUCAGAGGGAGUGACAUUAUGAGACAUUUGGGGCAGAGUCCAUGGGCUUUCCUGGCCAUUCUGUUGCCUCGGGGGUCUAUCUUAGUGAGUACACAACUGCUUUCCAGACCCAGAGCCCCCUGCACACUUCAGAAAGCCUCCUCUGAAUUAGGAAUGCCGGGCAUCUCGUAGUCACUGAGUUGCUGCCGAAAUGGCCUUGGACAGAACCCUCAAGAGCCCCACCGACCGAUAAUCGCCUUCAGGUCUUGCCAGGGAGACACAGGGAGGCAGCUACCUGCUACUUUCAGGCCUUGGGACUGGUGGCUGGCAAUCAACCCCCAAGUCGGCAGAGAACCCCCAGUCAGUUCCAGAAUAGGGUUGUGCAAACUCUUGGCGAAUGAGAGCACCUUCCGCUGCUCAAUCCUGUCUCUGACCCGGUUCUGGCAGAAGGACUCCGGCUCGGGAACACGUGUCCUCCCGGCAUCUCUCGGUAUUUAAUUUUCUCACCGUCUUUCUCAAGUCCCUAGUGAGAUGACUUGUACAACAAUUUGUCUGUGCCUUAUGAAAGUGUCUGUGCACUUUUAAUCCUUUUUGAAAGCAACUUUAAAAAGUGGGCCGGGGACUAGCAUACGUGGUAGUGUUCUAGAAAUCUGUGCUCAUCACUGAAACCCUUCUGCAUUGUGUAUUUGAUGUUGGAGUGAAGAAGUGUACGUCCCCCGCCCCACCCCACUACCUGUGUACAGACCUUUUUAAAAAUGUCUCUUUUUCUGAUUCAAUACUGUGACCUCUCCAAUACAGUCUAAUCUUUGGAGAUCUGUAAUAAAGGUUUCAAAACCUGGGGGGAAUGGGUGGGGAAGGGUUUGCACUGGUCCUGUGUGUUGUGCUCUUGCGUGUUGUGUGUUUUGAUUUUUGUCUGUUUUUAUCCGUUUUAUAUUAACAUAAUUUUCCUGUUUAAAAAAACAAAUACAACUUUGGCUUGUUAAGAAAGUCUCUUCAGGACUCAGUUUUAAAAAUCACAGUUGCCUACACAGUUGGGGAGUGGAGGUGAGGGAUACAAAUCAUUGCCAGCCUUGAGGAGACAAUUUGCAAAAUGUCUAUAGAACCCUGAGAAUAUUCAAACCUUUUGCCAAGUAACUCCUGAGAAAAUAUCCCCAGGAAAUAAUUCUUGUUGAGGAUAAGCUCUAUAUAUAAAGAUGUUCAUUGCAGCAUUAUUUAUAAUGAUGAAAAACUAGAAGCAAGCCUGAUGACCAACAACCAGGGUUUAUAGUUGUCCCCCACCAUUCUGUCAUCAGGGGAUUGGCUCCAGGACCACCCUGCCUUGGAGUAUCCACGGAUGCCCAAAUCCCUUAUAUAAGAUGGUGUCGUAUUUGCAUAUAACAUACGCACAUCCUCCCAUAUACUUUAAAUCAUCUCUAGAAUACUUAGAAUACCUAAUGCAAGGCAAAUGUUAUGUAAAUAGUU